Haliotis rufescens (red abalone) is the source of this 1893-nucleotide messenger RNA. RefSeq lists its product as uncharacterized. The transcript is spliced from 3 exons. Lineage: Eukaryota; Metazoa; Mollusca; Gastropoda; Lepetellida; Haliotidae. The record is from RefSeq and is a predicted model, not a curated record. Bases 25 to 1203 code for a protein of 392 amino acids.
CUACGAUCCACUCACGGUCCACUCAUGGUCCAAGGUGUGUACACUACGAUCCACUCAUGGUCCAAGGUGUGUACACUACGAUCCACUCAUGGUCCAAGGUGUGUACACUAUGAUCCACUCAUGGUCCAAGGUGUGUACACCACGAUCCACUCAUGGUCCAAGGUGUGUACACUACGAUCCACUCAUGGUCCAAGGUGUGUACACUACGAUCCACUCAUGGUCCAAGGUGUGUACACUAUGAUCCACUCAUGGUCGAAGGUGUGUACGCUACGAUCCACUCAUGGUCCAAGGUGUGUACACUACGAUCCACUCAUGGUCCACUCAUGGUCCAAGGUGUGUACACUACGAUCCACUGAUGGUCCAAGGUGUGUACACUACGAUCCAUCAUGGUCCACUUAUGGUCCAACGUGUGGACACUACGAUCCACUGAUGGUCCAAGGUGUGUACACUAUGAUCCACUCAUGGUCCACUCAUGGUCCAAGGUGUGUACACCAAGAUCCACUCAUGGUCCAAGGUGUGUACACUACGAUCCACUCAUGGUCCAAGGUAUGUACACUACGAUCCACUCAUGGUCCAAGGUAUGUACACUACGACCCACUCAUGGUCCACUCAUGGUCCAAGGUGUGUACACUACGAUCACUCAUGGUCCAAGGUGUGUACACUACGAUCCACUCAUGGUCCAAGGUGUGUACACUACGAUCCACUCAUGGUCCACUCAUGGUCCAAGGUGUGUACACUACGAUCCACUCAUGGUCCAAGGUAUGUACACUACGACCCACUCAUGGUCCAAGGUGUGUUCACUACGAUCCACUCAUGGUCCCAGCUGUGUACACUACCAUCCACUCAUGGUCCAAGGUGUGUACACUACGAUCCACUCAUGGUCCAAGGUAUGUACACUACAACCCACUCAUGGUCAACUCAUGGUCCAAGGUGUGUACACUACGAUCCACUCAUGGUCCAAGGUGUGUACACUACGAUCCACUGAUGGUCCAAGGUGUGUACACUAUGAUCAACUCAUGGUCCAAGGUGUGUACACUACGACCCACUCAUGGUCCAAGGUGUGUACACUACGACCCCCUCAUGGUCCAAGGUGUGUUCACUACGACCCCCUCAUGGUCCAAGGUGUGUACACUACGACCCACUCGUGGUCCAAGGUGUGUACACUACGACCCGCUCAUGGUCCAAGGAGGGGCGGUCGGGUAGCCUAGUGGUUAAAGCGUUCGCUCGACACGCCGAAAACCCGGGUUCGAAUCCCCGACAUGGGUACAAUGUGUGAAGCCCAUUUCUGGUGUCCCCCGCCGUGAUAUUGCUGGAAUAUUGCUAAAAGCGGCGUAAAACCAUACUCACUCACUCACUCACUCAUGGUCCAAGGUGUGUACACUACAACCCACUCAUGGUCCAAGGUAUGUACACUACGACCCGCUCGUGGUCCAAGGUAUGUACACUACGACCCGCUCAUGGUCCAAGAUGUGUACACUACGACCCACUCAUGGUCCAAGGUAUGUACACUACGACCCGCUCGUGGUCCAAGGUAUGUACACUACGAACCACUCAUGGUCCAAGGUAUGUACACUACGACCCACUCAUGGUCCACUCAUGGUCCAAGGUGUGUACACUAUGAUCCUCUCAUGGUCCAAGGUAUGUACACUACGACCCACUCAUGGUCCACUCAUGGUCCAAGGUAUGUACACUACGAUCCACUCAUGGUCCAAGGUAUGUACACUACGACCCACUCAUGCUCCACUCAUGGUCCAAGGUAUGUACACUACGACCCGCUCAUGGUCCAAGGUGUGUACACUACAGUUCACUCAUGGUCCACUAGGUCCCUAGUACCACAUGCCUGUCACAGGGUAGAGUAGGUCCCCAGUACCACAUGCCUGUCACAGGGUAGAG